Molecule: messenger RNA, 1392 nt
Organism: Erigeron canadensis
Lineage: Eukaryota; Viridiplantae; Streptophyta; Magnoliopsida; Asterales; Asteraceae
Product: protein BASIC PENTACYSTEINE6
Exons: 4
Coding region: 307-1272 (321 amino acids)
Biological process (GO): response to ethylene
Cellular component (GO): nucleus
Molecular function (GO): sequence-specific DNA binding; DNA-binding transcription factor activity
Source: RefSeq, a predicted model, not a curated record
UUCUUUGCACUUCCACCAACUACACUUGUUUGCCCCCCUCUUUUCUUGUUUUUAGGGUUUUUAUCACUUCAAUUUCUUCUUUAAAAUUUCAUUACUUAAAGUCAAGAUUUCACUCUGUUGUGGGUUUCAGUUUAUAUAGCUCUGAAAUGAAGGAAAGAGACGAGCAUUUGUGUGCAGAAGGCAUUUGCAUUCUCUAUCUAGUACAGUGUUCUUGAAGCAGCAAAUACUUUUUGGUUGAUCCUAUAUGAGUAGUAGCUUCAUGAAUAACUAAGGUUUGUAUAAGAAGUUGUAGCUUUUGAAUUCCAAAUGGAUGACAACGGGCAUCGUGACAAUGGGAGACAAAAGCAGCCUCAGGGUCAGUGGUUGAUGCAGCAACAGCCAUCAAUGAAGCAGAUAAUGACGAUUAUGGCUGAACGUGAUGCGGCCAUUCAAGAAAGAAACUUAGCCAUGUCUGAAAAAAAGACAGCACUGGCUGAGAGGGACAUGGCACUCUUACAACGGGAUUCGGCUAUUGCAGAACGAAAUACCGCCAUCAUGGAACGUGACAAUGCCAUUGCCACUUUACAAUACAGGGAGAACUCCAUGAACAAUAGCAACAAUACAUCCUCAUCAUGUCCACCAGGAUGCCAAAUUUCCCGUAAUGUAAAGCACAUACACCACCCUCAACAGUACCUACAAGACGAUACCAGUAGCGGCGGUCAUGGUGACGGUGAUGGUGGACCACCAACAUCUCCGCCUGCACCAGAACAACCCAAGUCCAGAAGAACAAAACGCCCAAAGGAUGCCAAAUCAGUAUCAACUACCACUAAGAAAGCUUCAAAUACAUCAAAAAAGGUCAAAAUGGAAUGUGACGACUUGAACAAGGCGAUGUAUGAUGACAGCCAUGACUGGAAUGAUGGUGGUGUUGAUGACCUCAACCAUGGGGUUAAACCGGAAUGGAAAGAUCAAGACCAUGGGCUCAACCAAGUGUCUUAUGAUGAUACAACCAUGCCUAUACCUGUGUGCUCUUGCACAGGGGUGUUUAGGCCUUGUUACAAAUGGGGUAACGGUGGUUGGCAGUCAUCUUGUUGCACGACCACCAUAUCAAUGUAUCCCUUACCAUCACUUCCUAACAAACGACAUGCCCGUAUUGGUGGAAGGAAAAUGAGUGGAAGUGUAUUCAAUAAACUAAUUAGUCGACUUGCUGCUGAUGGUCAUGAUUUGUCGAAUCCAGUUGAUCUAAAGGAGCAUUGGGCAAAGCAUGGGACAAAUAGGUACAUCACCAUUAAGUAAAAAUGUCUAGGUAUUUAUGUUGUUUUUGGUUUGAGUGAACAAGAAUUGGUAUGUUGUUACCAUUUAGAUUUGUAUGUAUUCAGAGAUAAGAUCUAAACCAGGUACUGAACCUUGAAUUAA